Molecule: messenger RNA, 1644 nt
Organism: Rasamsonia emersonii CBS 393.64
Lineage: Eukaryota; Fungi; Ascomycota; Eurotiomycetes; Eurotiales; Trichocomaceae
Product: ZIP metal ion transporter
Exons: 2
Coding region: 1-1644 (547 amino acids)
Biological process (GO): zinc ion transmembrane transport
Cellular component (GO): membrane
Molecular function (GO): zinc ion transmembrane transporter activity
Source: RefSeq, a predicted model, not a curated record
AUGGGCAUCGACGAGAACGACACCCGCGGGUGGGUGAUGAGCACGGUCUCUGGCGUCGGUGAGUGCCCCCAGCCCUGUCUGCGCCGUCUGUCCCUGCUAAUGAGCCUCUCGACAGCCUGCAUCCUGGGCGCCAGCAUCAUCUGCGUCGACCUGGUUCUGCACAGAUGUGCGAGCCACAAACACAGACACUUCCACAUCACCAGCAGCAAUGCCUUUCUCUCGGCGUCCUUGAGCCUCAGCUCCGGCGUCAUGCUCUUCUCGUCGCUCUACAGCAUGCUGCCCACCGCCAUGAAGUACCUGAUCCGCGCCGGCUUGUCGGAUGCCACCUCCGCGUACACCCUGACCGGCCUGUUCCUGGGCGGCGUCAUCGUCAUUCGCAUCAUCUCCAGCUUCAUCCACCGUUACAUCCCCUCGCACAUCGUCGACUGCUCCCACACCCAUGACCCGCACGGGCCCGAUCUCGAGAACGGAGAGGAACACGAAGAGAUGGAGGAACAUCAUGAGCAUCAGGACGAACAGGCGAGCCCGCCAAACGGGAGCACGGAGCACACUCCGCUGCUGCCCAAGAGAACACCUCAGAGACCACCUCUAGGCGUCCUCCCCAGGACCACGGGUCACAUCCGGCCCGUACCACCGCGUCGGGAAUCCAUGCGCAAACGCUGGGGGCGGCAUCUCAGCCAUUGGCUGGGUGGGGUGAAGGCAUACUGCGACGACAAUGGGCCAUGCUACGGCGUUUCGCAGACUUGCGGCCAGGAAUGUUCCAAGAUCUUGGGUCCGCGGGCGCCGUCGACCUCGACGGAUCCCGGUCGUCCCUUGGAUCCUGCCUCGCCGUUUGCCCUGCCUCGUCGGGCCAUGACAGUGUCGGGCUAUCGCAACAAUGAAGACGAGCCCGAGACGCCCUUGACCGCUCGUCGCGUGACAGUCGCGGAGCAGAGCGAUCCCCAGCCCCAUCGACCGAUGGCAUCCGAGCAGCAAGCGGUCGAUUACUUCUCCUCCCAGCCGCAGCAGCAGCAGAAGUCGCCUUCGCCGGUGCAGGAGGACGACGAGGAGCUGACGGCCCAGAGCAGCGGGGGGUCCAUGUCGGAGACGAUGGGGAAACCCUGGGAGCAGCAGCCCGUCCCCUCAGCUGGCCAACACCACCACCAUGUCCCGCAUAAUGCGUUCCUGUCGAUCGGGUUGCAGACCUCGCUCGCUAUCGCCCUGCACAAGCUGCCCGAGGGCUUCAUCACGUAUGCCACGAACCACGCCAGCCCGACGCUGGGGCUGACGAUUUUCCUGGCGCUGUUCAUCCACAACAUAACCGAGGGGUUCGCCAUGGCAUUGCCGCUGUUUCUCGCGCUCAACUCGCGAUGGAAAGCGAUCCUCUGGUCCAGCCUACUCGGCGGGAUCAGUCAGCCGGCGGGGGCAGGCAUCGCAGCUUUGUGGAUCUGGUGCGCCCACAAAGCUGGCGGCGACACGUCGACGGACGGACCAUCCUGGGGCGUGUACGGAGGCAUGUUCGCCGCGACAGCGGGCGUCAUGACCUCAGUCGCAUUACAGCUGCUCUGUGAAGGCCUAAGCCUGACGCACAAUCGGGACAUCUGUAUCGGAGCGGCGAUAGCAGGCAUGGGCGUAUUAGGCAUCAGUUUUGCAUUGACGGCGUAG